GCGCCGGCGCCGGCGGGACGUGUGGCGGCGGCUGGGUGCGGGCCAGCGGGCCAGCGGAGGGGUGGGAGGGGAAGGCCCCCGACGCAUCCCCCUCACCGCCCGGGCCUCCCUCGUCCCUCUGCCGACCGGCCUGGGUUCGAGGACCGCCGGCCCUCCCCGCCUCUCCCCGGCCUCGCUCAUUGGUUCAGCCCCGAACUGGGCGCCCUCGCGGAGGGGUGGGGGCGCACCGAGCCCGCGGGGGUGCAGGGAGGAAGGCCACGCACGCGGGGAAGGCGGCUCCCGCAGCAGGUCUCCAGGAGCGGGCGAGGUGUCUGCCGGGAGGUGCGGGGAAGCUCUGCUAAGUGCUUCAUCUGUGUUAUCCCCGCGUCUGCAUCAGGAAACCAGUUCCUCGCCCGGUUGUGGCUGAGGAAGCUGACGCCCUAGUAAUUCUGCCCUCCCCGUGCGCGGCCUCGCUGCUGCACCUGUGCGCGAAGUGUCUGCCUAACGUCCUCUGAGCAUCUCUUGCCUCGGCUCUGAAUCCCUUGGCCCUCUGAGGGAAUCCCGCCCGGUAGAUGGCUCAGCCCCUACCUGCUAGGUUGUGUACACCUGAACCAGUCGACUACAAAUGCAAAAUAAAGUGCUCCAGAGCCUGGGCUUUCCAGAGGACGGAGAGGUGGCAAUUGGAGUCGCUGAAUGCAUCAGGAAGGCGGCUGAGUUGAGCUGGGCGGGACUCGCAAGAUCGAUGAAAGGACCUUCCAGGUCUGGGAUGCCAAAGCAAAGACUCCCAGGUGGGUGAGGAAGGGAGAUGGCUCCAGUUUGCUCUAACCAAGGUCGUUUAUCAGUUACCCCACCGUCACAGAUCGCACCAGGAAGUUCAACACAGUUCUUUCAUGCUGCUCUGGAACAGGUGUUGAAAACCUAGAUAACCGCAGGGAUGGGCAGAUAAGGCGGACAAGUUAGGGCGCUUGGGGACGCUGGGAAACAGGAGAGUGCAAGCUCUUCUAACCAGAGCUGCAACCUGCCAAGCAGCAAAGCUCCCAGGGUGGCCAGAUGGUCCCAAAAUCCAAGAAGAUCGGUCAAGAUUCUUCUAUGAAAUCCCCGCCAUCUGAACAUAUAGGAUUCUGCCCUGCCCCUCGGCUCUGCAUCUGAUGGCUGGGAUUCCAGGGAUCUUGUUUUCCCCCGAUUGUUGUUAUUCCUGUUGUCAUCAUGUGAACUCUUUCCCCGGCCGCAUCACCAUCCUACAACCUGGAGUGGUCCUAAGGAAUCUCAAGAUUGGAAUUCUCCAGUCUUGGUGGAGUGUGGACCAUCUAGCAUACCUCUUUUUUGGCAUGAUAAUCUCCUGACAAAUCUCUCUGCACAUAGGUGCAGUUUUUCCAUUUCUGGAAACAGACCCUGCUAUCUCUAUUCAGGGCCAUCAAGCCUGUGCUGGAAGGUUUCUCCCAGUCUUGGAAUACUCAAGUUCACUUGGACUCUCUGCUUUGUUCUGGAAGUGUGUGGGCCUCAGCUCAGGCCGUGUCAAAACAGACCUCCCAGGAGGGCAGAACUUGUUUUUCUCACCCACAAAGCUGGACUCAUCUGUUUGGAUAGGAGACCAUUUCCUUACUUCUCUUACCUUCUUUGUAAUAUUCACAUGACUCACAUUCCAAGUCAUUUAUGCUGGCAUGCCUUCAUUCCUGGUACUCUCCACUGUCUCUCCCCCCGACCUGCUGCGGCCGCUCCUUAGCCCACGCCCCAGGAAUGGUCCCUGUGGUAGCAGCUGGUGUCAUUUCAAGAGGUAGCGACAUUUGAGGAGAUGACCAAAGAUUGGAAGUGUUUGAAAGGUCUGCUGCAGGGACACAAUGCUGGACAGUUAUGAGAACGUGGUCCCUCAGGUUCUCCUUGAUGCCCCAGAAAGCUGGAAAUAACCCCCCUGGUGUUUCCACUACAAGUGAUCUGGAAAUGGAGAUACAUAACAUGAGAGAAAAGUUUCUUAAAAGCGUGACAAAGUUAGUAGAAAGCAAAAGUUACAAUAGCAAGGUAUUUUCCAAAGAAAAGUACUUUCAAACAAUAAAGGAAGUCAAAGAAGCUAAGGAAAAGGGGAAGAAGUCCUCGCGUGACUACCGCCGUGCAGCAAAAUAUGACGUGAUCUCUGUGCAAGGCACAGAGAAACUAAUAGAGGCGACCCAUGGAGAACGGGAUCGAAUUCGGUAUUAUGUGCAUAAGGAAGAGUUGUUUGAUAUUCUCCAUGAUACGCAUCUCAAUAUUGGGCAUGGCGGGCGGACACGCAUGCUCAAGGAGCUACAAGGAAAAUAUGGGAAUGUCACCAAAGAGGUCAUUGUCUUGUAUCUGACGCUCUGUGAACAGUGCCACCAGAAGAACCCGGUACCCAAGAAAGGUCUUGCCCCCAGGCCCAUGGCUUUUAAGGACACUGACUCCAGAUGCCAAGUUGAAGUACUUGACAUGCAGUCAAAUGCCGAUGGUGAGUUCAAGUUUAUUUUAUAUUACCAGGACCACUUGACCAAGUUUAUUAUUUUACGGCCGUUAAAAACAAAGCAGGCCCAUGAGGUGGUCAGUGUCCUAUUGGACGUUUUCACGAUUCUUGGUACACCUAGUGUGUUAGACUCUGGCAGUGGCGUGGAGUUCACAAACCAGGUUGUUCAUGAGCUUAAUGAGGUAUGGCCGGACCUAAAGAUUGUCCGUGGUAAGCAGCAGCCUGGCCAGGGCCCAGGCUCCCUGGAGCAAGCCAGCCGUGACGUCAAGAACAUGAUAAAUGCCUGGAUGCAGAGUAACUGCUCACGUCGCUGGGCCGAAGGCCUGAGAUUCAUGCAGAUGGUGAGGAAUCAGCUGUUUGACAUGUCCUUGCAGCGAAGUCCAUACGAAGCAAUGUUUGGUUUUAAGGCUAAACUCGGGCUGUAUUCCUCAGACUUACCCCAGGAAACCGUGGCUGUCUUACAAACAGAGGAGGACCUGGAAAUUGCCGAAGAACAGCUAGAAAGUAGCCUUUGGAUCAGGCAGGAAGAAAGGGCUGAGGUUGGAGCAGACAAAUCUGAUAUGGAUGAGGACCUCAAUCCCACCGCUCCGGAAGCUGCAGAGCCCAGCACCUCACAGGGGGCCCUCUUCUGCUGGUGACCAGGCCAUCUGGGAAAUGCUGCCAGAUUCCCUGGGGAAAGGAACAUGAAGGCUGGACUCUCCCAUCGGUCAAAUUGUCCAUGGCAGUCCUUGCUCAAAGGGGAGAAACGGGUCGGGUCCUUGACCUGGGGCCACCAUGACAAACGACCACAACCUUGGCAGCCUAGAGCAACAGGAAUUUAUGGGGCCAAAAGUUCAGAAUCAGUGCUCCUUCUGGGGGCCCUGAGGAAGAAUCCAUUCCAUGCCUCUCUCCUUUCUCUGGUGGUUGCUGGCAAUCCUUGGCUUGUACAAGUCCAGUCUCUGCCUCGUCUUUCUGUGGGUCUCCACCUGGCCUUCUCCCCUCUGUCUCAGUGUGUGUUCUCCUUUUCCAUCUCUUAGAGGACACCAUUGGAUACCAAAUCCAUCUCAUUGAGUUUAAGGCCCACCCCAGUCAAGGAUGAUCUCAUCUUGAGAGCUUCCCCUUAACUAUAUUUGCAGACCCUUUUUCCAAGUGAGGUCAGAUUCGCAGGUAUUGGGGGUUUGGCCCUGGGCAUAUCUUUCUGAGGGACAGAGUUCUACCAACUACAGUCAGAAGAGGAGUAUAUUUGCCUGCAGAACAUGAACUGAUGGGGUCUCAAGUGUAUAGAGCUGGUGGUGGUGCCCUCCAUAUAUGCAUUCCUUCUCCUGCCAAAUCCUGCUCCUCAGGCAAUAUCCCAAAAAUUGGGAGCAUCAGAGGAAAAGAUGUAGAUGAAGGACAAGUAACAAGAAAAGAGAUUGGUCCAGCAUACCCUGGAGACUGGCCACCUCGGCACCUGCACUCUGUUUCCCGCUUCAAGAAAAACCAUAGGUGCCAUCCCUGCUCUCAGAAUGGCAUGCUUAGGGAAUGGUGUGACCUGCCUGGAACAUAUUUUAAAAGUUGGCCAGAAUUAAGACAUGGCUGGGAUUUAGGUCUGAGUCUGCCAGUUGUCUCUGCCUCAAGAAUAGAAAAGCAUGUCUUUCUGGAAGAGGUCAGUACAUUCCAGGAAAUGACCAGUCACCAGGGACUCUGGAGCAAGGGGCAAACAUGGGCCAGAGGUCCCUGCUCCGGCCAGAGAAGACUAGAGCAAGGGCCAGUCUGGGUCAUGGUUCAGGGUAAGGAGAACUGACCUGGCUGAGGAGAAGGAUAAUGCCCUGGAUCUGUGUACUCCUGUGUUCCCACGGCCUAGACGAAUGCCUAGCCCGUCGGAGGUGUUCAGUAAGGAUUUGUCAUGGGAACGAAUGGUUCUGCAGAGAUGGGCACAGGAAGGAGAGGGGUCUGGUCUUUUUUCCCCCAUGCACCCUUCCCGCAUAUCCUGGAGCCAUCCAAAGCUCAUACUGAUGGCCCCUCAAGCCGGUUUCCUCCUCCAUAAGGGGCAGGACCUACCCCUACCUACAGAGGGGGAGACACUGCCUGCUUCACAGGGUUAUGAAGGGCUUUGUCUAAACACUGAAGUUCUACCACGUGAGUUGUCCUUGCUACCAGUGGGGCCCGUCCCCCACGUGAAAGUUGAAGGCCUCUGCCCUUCCUUUGCUGGUUAAACUGUGUUACAGGGAGGCUACAUGAUUAUUAUUAGGAAGGAGGUGAUCGCACCUUCCACCUUGUUCUGGGGGCCACGAUCUUGCUCCAUCCUUGGCCGGGACCUCACUCUGCAUUGCUCCUUUGUCACCUGGCAGGGUCUCUCGGAGGCCUGGCUCGACUGUUGUUACCCACCCUCAUGCUGACCUCCCACCUCAUGGUUGCCGGGCAAACCAGGAACUGCAUCAUGGACCAUGCGGGUGAGCGGUGAGAUGAAGCACAGCAUCUCCGCCUUCCCCGGGGAGGGGCUACAGAUAACCCAGGUUUCCUGAGCUGCUGCAUCGCCACUCUUCCUUCCCCUUUUAUUUCGUAAUAUUGGUGGUGGGAGAGAGUUAGAGGUGGACACCGAGACCUGGCGUGGCCUUACUCUGCGUUUCAGUAUCUGGAACAGAGGCUACUGGGGCACCACCAGAUGCUCUCAGGGUGCAGAUGUGGUUUGUGUGUGAAACUUAAAACAGUCACCACCAUCACUCUCAAAACGAGAUUGCAUAUACACCUCUUGAAAACUUGGAAAACCUGGCCACACCAGGCCCACGUCUUUGCAUCGCAACGAAGGCCUGGAGCUCACUGGUAGCCCCCAGGGGGCAGUCUGCGCAUGUCCUCCAGGCGGCCACCUUCUGGCCACGCAGAAUCCGUGCAAGUGCAUUUCUGUGGCCCGUUGCUGAAGAAAGGCACCGUGAGGGCACCUGGGUGGCUCAGUUGGUUGGGCGACUGCCUUCGGCUCAGGUCAUGAUCCUGGAGUCCCGGGAUCGAGUCCCACAUCAGGCUCCCUGCUCGGCAGGGAGUCUGCUUCUCCCUGUGACCCUCUUCCCUCUCGAGCUCUCUAUCUCUCAUUCUCUCUCUCUCAAGUAAAUAAAUAAAUAAAACCUUUAAAAAAAAAAAAAAAAAAGGCACCGUGAAGUCAUAAUAUGAACCAAGGCCAGAAACUGACCUCUGUUACCUUUAAGAAUUUAUGAUGAGGGUGCCUGGGUGGCUCAGUUGGUUAAGCGACUGCCUUCGGCUCAGGUCAUGGUCCUGGAGUCCCGGGAUCGAGUCCCGCAUCGGGCUCCUUGCUCAGCAGGGAGUCUGCUUCUCCCUCUGACCCUCUUCCCUCUCGUGCUAUCUCUCAUUCUCUCUCUCUCAAAUAAAUAAAAUCUUUAAAAAAAAAUUUAUGAUGAAAGUGGCAUUCCACAUCAGCAGGAGGGGUGGUAUUAGUCAGUUAAUGGUGCUAGAUCAGUUAGCUGUCCAUCAGGGAACACGAAGUCUGAUUCCUAAAGAAGAAAUGGAACUAUAAAAAUAUUGGGGGAAAAUGGGGGGAUUGUCAUGAUCUUGGAAUGGAGAAAGACUUCCUAAGCACCACAUGAAAUUCAAAAGCCAUAAAAGAAAAGGCUGAUAUACUUGCCCUCGUGAAAAUUUUCAAAUAUCUAUGGGAAAUACUGCUGUUUAAAAAGUGAACAAAGAUAAGUAACAUUGGGAGAAAAUAUUUUCAACAUCUAAAACAUCCUAGUUUUUAAAAAGGAUGCUUACGAAUGAAUAAUGAGAAGAACAGCCAAUAGAGAGCAAACAGAGGCUAACCACAGAAGAAAAACGGGUAGUCAAUGCUUCACGUGCCUGCGUGCAGCUGUGGGUGAUCGAAGAACCCUGGGCUUGUCAUCAGAGCAGGGCUCUCUGUGUCAAUGAAGCCGACUCAAGUUAGAAAAUCUUAAUGUUCUCCAUUGUGCAUGUAGGAGAAGAGACACGGGCCUUGUAGUCCUGUCUUGAUUGAACAAACCUUCCUGAUAAGGAGGUACAGUGAUUGCUACGUUAUUUUCAAAAGACAGCUGUAUUAGUUUCCUGGGGCUGCCCCCAAUAAACUGGGGGUCCGAAAGAACAGAAAUGUAUUGUGUCACAGUCUGGAAGCCAGAAGUCUGAGAUCAAGGUGUCUGCAGGGUUGGCUCCUUGCCAGGGCACUGGGGAGACUUCCAUGCCUCUCAUAGCUUCUGGUAGCCUCAGGUGUCCGUGGGCUUGCAGAUGACAUUCUCUCCAUGCAUUUGCAUCUGUGUGUGUGUGUGUAUGUGUGUGUGUGUGUGUGUGUGUGUGUGUGUGUGUGUCUGUUUGUCUGUCUGUCUGAAUCCGUGUCCAAGGGCCUCCUUCUAAGAAGGACCCCAUCAUGUUGGAUUAGGGCCCACCCUAGUGAUGUCAUUUCAGCUUGAUCGUCUGCAUCCUCAUUUGGCAAUAAGGUCACAUUCAGAAGUACUGGGAGGUAUGCCUUCAACAUCUUUUUUGGGGGGGUGGAGGUGGGGGAUACAGUUCAACCCAGAGCAGCAAGCAAUCAGAACGACAGUUUAUUUUCAGAGGUAAUUUUUAUGCUGUGUAGCAACAAUUUCUAAAGUCUUGGGAGACUUAACAAAAUCCCAAAUAACACUUGCAAGAGCAGAUUAUAUUAACAGAAAACAAAAAAAAAAAAAAUUGGUAGCAGUUACAAACGUUCGUGCAAAUCUUCGUUUUACUCAGAAGCAAACUGAUGUUAAGGAAGAUCUUAAUACCUUGUCCUACUGGAUCAUUUGGCUUAGUUUUUUGAUGUGGAAUGACAUCUACCCCCACAUCUGUCAGAGCGGGAGUGUUGCCACAUCUAUCCGAGACUCCCUUUGUGACUUAUUGAAGACUUGUAUUUUUAGGGCUAAUCUCUAGAAUUCUGUUAGGAGGCCCAUGGAGUUCAAUUUUACUAGAAUACAAUGGAGAGCGGGCUAACAAAGACUUUGCUCAACAGUGAGGGAAGGAGUCUGUAGACUCUUCCACGGACCUCAAGCACUGCCUCUUGCAUGCGCACACCUGUAACCUUGACCAUCCCCUGAACUCCAAGCUCAUCUUCGAGAGGGAGCUGAUGAUAACUCCAACUUCAGGUGGUGACUGUACCUGGUACUACCAUGGUGACCACCGAGUAAGGUAUAGAAUUGUUGAAUCCAUAUGUCGUACACCCGAAACUAAUGUAGCAUUGUAUGUUGAUGAUGCUUCGAUUAAAAACAUUUGUUGAGUAAU
Molecule: messenger RNA, 7657 nt
Organism: Zalophus californianus (California sea lion)
Lineage: Eukaryota; Metazoa; Chordata; Mammalia; Carnivora; Otariidae
Gene: KRABD2
Product: KRAB-A domain containing 2
Exons: 3
Coding region: 1831-3087 (418 amino acids)
Biological process (GO): DNA integration
Molecular function (GO): nucleic acid binding
Source: RefSeq, a predicted model, not a curated record